AUGGCGAUAUCAAGUAUUCCGAAUUCAAAGUUUUUUUAUUAUUACCCAAGUGGUACUGAUGAAUUUAGGAAAGUAUUUUUCAGUACAGUUGUUAAAAUAAGAGAAUUAUUAUUUUCAGAUGAAAAGUUAAACGAGAUUAAAAGUGUGAAACAAAAACGAACAAUCGUUCAAAAAAAAAUAAUAGCACCACAAGUAACAUCAACCAUUUCUUCUUCAAUGAAUAGAAAAUUAAAAUUAGCUUCUAGAAAUGAAGAUGAAUUGGUUAUUUUAUUAAAAGCAAUUGUUUUAGGAGAUGAAAGUGUAUCAAAUUCAUGUCAUCGUAUUACUCAACAUAUUCUUGGAUUACCAGAAGCUAUUGGAGAUGAUAUUUAUGAAUAUGUUUGGAUAAUUCUUUUUUAUUUGAAAAAUGAAGAAAAAGAAAAGAAAUAA
This is a messenger RNA of Entamoeba nuttalli P19, 429 nucleotides long. RefSeq lists its product as hypothetical. The coding region runs from base 1 to 429 and encodes 142 amino acids. Lineage: Eukaryota; Evosea; Mastigamoebida; Endamoebidae. The record is from RefSeq and is a predicted model, not a curated record. The transcript has a single exon.